This is a messenger RNA of Fopius arisanus, 970 nucleotides long. It is a transcript of the gene Fer2LCH, whose product is annotated as Ferritin 2 light chain homologue. NCBI's taxonomy places the organism in Eukaryota, Metazoa, Arthropoda, Insecta, Hymenoptera, Braconidae. Gene Ontology annotation, molecular function: ferrous iron binding; ferric iron binding. The coding region runs from base 114 to 791 and encodes 225 amino acids. The record is from RefSeq and is a predicted model, not a curated record. Gene Ontology annotation, cellular component: cytoplasm. The transcript has 4 exons. Gene Ontology annotation, biological process: iron ion transport; intracellular iron ion homeostasis.
CUCUGGGUUGAGGAAAGUGCAGAGAGCCUUUAUUAUUGUAUUCCUCAAUUGUUCACCGAGUGGAGAGGGUUGCAGUUAUCUAGAGUAUCUGAUUGAAUUAUCUGAAAACGAUCAUGUUGAAGUUUGGAGUGUUACUCGGGGUGUUCCUGGUGUUCUCCCAGGCAUCCGCUGAAUUCUGUUACAACGACGUCGAAGGGGCUUGCAGCACCAGACCCACCACAAGUGAUGGAGCUCUUCUCGCUAACUGCAAUGCAAAAUACGGUUCGUUCGAGGCUCUUCAGGCUGAUCUCCAGGCGUACGCCAAUGCUCACAUUGAGACGAGCUUCGAAUUUCUGCUGAUGUCCACUCAUUUCGGUAAUUACGAGGCCAAUCGGGAAGGAUUCAAGGCACUCUACAGGAAAUUGUCUGAUGAAAAUUGGAACAGGGCCAUUGACGUCAUUAAAUUCAUCACCAAGAGGGGAGGAAGAAUGAACUUCAAUCAGCUGCCUCGUUUCAAGAGAAAUACUAACGAUCGUGUCCUGGAGUUGAACGAAUUGAACAGUCUGGCCAAGGCCCUUGACACUGAGAAACAACUGGCAGAUGAGGCCCUUCGUAUCCACUCACAGGCCCAGCAUCACACCAAAAUGGAUGCCUCAGUUGCUCACUACAUCGAGGAGAAGUUCAUCGAGGAUCAAGCUGACACUGUGAGAAAUCUCGCUGGUCACACCAACGACCUCAAGAACCUCCUGGGAGAUCGUGAUGCCUCUGUAUCUGUCUAUCUCUUCGAUGAAUACCUCAAGUCAAUCUUGUAAUUUCUUCAUUACUAAAAUUAAUCUUCAACGAAACCAACAAUUUCCUUUGAAUUUUCUAUUUGAUUUUUUUAAAAGCAAUUGCGAGUUAAUUGUGUUUAUUAUUAUGAUUAUUACAGACUCAUAUAGGAUUAUAGUUGAUGUAAUUAUUGUUCGGUUCGAUAAAUAAAUCAUUGAUAUCU